GGUGUGUGCGUGGCCCAAUCCGUCAAGAUCCCACGGGAGCCCAAGCCUGGAGAGUUCGACAAAAUCAUCCGCCGCCUCCUGGAGACUUCCCACGCACGGGCGGUCAUCAUCUUCGCUAACGAGGAUGACAUCAGAAGAGUGCUGGAAGCAGCCAAGAGGGCGAACCAGACAGGGCAUUUCAUCUGGAUGGGCUCAGACAGUUGGGGCUCCAAGAUCUCCCCAGUGCUGCACCUGGAGGAAGUGGCUGAGGGCUCUGUCACCAUCCUGCCCAAGCGUGUGUCUGUCAAAGGUUUCGAUCGCUACUUCUCCAGCAGGACACUGGACAACAACCGCCGCAACAUCUGGUUUGCUGAAUUUUGGGAGGAAAACUUCCACUGCAAGCUGAGCCGACACGCGCUGAAGAAGGGCAGCAGCAUCAAGAAGUGCACCAACCGGGAGCGGAUUGGCCAGGACUCCUCAUACGAACAGGAGGGCAAAGUGCAGUUUGUCAUCGACGCCGUCUACGCCAUGGGACACGCUCUGCACAACAUGCACAAGAACCUGUGCCCCGGCAAGGUGGGGCUGUGCCCCAGGAUGGACCCGGUGGAUGGCGUGGAGCUGCUCAAGUACAUCCGCAACGUCAACUUCUCAGGCAUUGCUGGGACUCCAGUGACCUUCAAUGAGAAUGGAGAUGCACCAGGACGUUACGACAUCUACCAAUACCAGAUCAGGAACUCCACUCCUGAGUACAAAGUCAUCGGGCACUGGACCGACCACCUCCACCUGAAGGUGGAGAACAUGCUGUGGCCAGGGGGUGGGAGCCAGCUCCCCAGCUCCAUCUGCAGCCUGCCCUGCAAGCCUGGCGAGAGAAAGAAGCUGGUGAAAGGCAUCCCCUGCUGCUGGCACUGCGAGCGCUGCGAUGGCUACCAGUACCAACUGGAUGAGUUCCACUGCAAGCGGUGCCACUUCAACGAGCGGCCCAACGAGAACCACACCAGCUGCACGCCCAUCCCCAUCAUCAAGUUGGAGUGGAGCUCCCCGUGGGCUGUGGUACCCGUCUUCAUUGCCAUCGUGGGCAUCAUCGCCACCCUCUUCGUGGUGGUCACCUUCGUGCGCUACAACGAUACGCCCAUCGUCAAGGCGUCGGGGCGGGAGCUCAGCUAUGUCCUGCUGACGGGCAUCUUCCUCUGCUAUGCCACCACCUUCCUCAUGAUCGCCGAGCCUGAUCUGAGCACGUGCUCCUUGCGACGCAUCUUCCUCGGGCUUGGCAUGAGCAUCAGCUACGCCGCGCUGCUCACCAAAACCAACCGCAUCUACCGCAUCUUCGAGCAGGGCAAGAAGUCGGUGAGUGCCCCGCGGUUCAUCAGCCCCGCUUCCCAGUUGGUCAUCACCUUCAGCCUCAUCUCGCUGCAGCUCGUGGGCGUCUGCAUCUGGUUCAUCGUGGACCCGUCCCACUCUGUCAUUGACUACGAGGACCAGCGGACUACAAACCCCCACUUUGCUCGGGGCAUCCUCAAAUGUGACAUUUCGGACCUCUCCCUCAUCUGUUUGCUUGGGUACAGCAUGCUUCUCAUGGUCACCUGCACUGUGUAUGCUAUUAAGACCCGUGGGGUCCCGGAGACCUUUAACGAAGCCAAACCCAUCGGGUUCACCAUGUACACUACUUGCAUUGUGUGGUUAGCCUUCAUCCCUAUAUUUUUUGGGACGUCGCAGUCAGCAGAGAAGAUGUACAUCCAGACCACGACGCUCACCAUCUCGGUGAGUCUGAGUGCCUCAGUGUCCCUGGGCAUGCUCUACAUGCCCAAGGUGUACAUCAUCCUCUUCCACCCGGAGCAGAAUGUCCCCAAGCGCAAGCGGAGCCUGAAGGCGGUGGUGACGGCGGCCACCAUGUCCAACAAGUUCUCUCAGAAAGGAGGCUUCCGUCCCAAUGGAGAGGCCAAAUCAGAGCUGUGUGAAAACCUGGAAACACAAGCACUGUCCACCAAGCAGACCUACGUCAGCUACAGCAACCAUGCGAUUUAACUGCAGCCAUCACAACCGCCUGGCACAGAGGGAGGCUGCGGGGGGAGCCGACCCCAGCGCUUACAGCAGAGCCCAGCGGGGAGCAGGACAGGGAGGUGACAGUGGGAUCCUGCUCUGGGCCGGGCUGGGGGCUGAGCUCCCAUUGGAAGAUGAUCAACAGCAGCAAAAAAUAAAGUAAAAAUCAAGAAACAAUCGAAAUUAAGCACCGACCACCGUGACGAUGCAUGCCUCCCCACGGAGGAACAGUGGAGCAGAGGGGAUGGAGCGCGCGGAGGAGGGGACAGACUGCCGUGAAUCUUUGGGUUUUUUUCCUGUAUCUUGGUAAAAAAAACCAACAUUUUCCCUGUUCUGGAAUUCGUGAGGUUGUUUGUGGUUGUGCAGAACCUUCUGUUUUCUUUCUUUUGUUUUAUUUUUAAUAAAUUCUCCCGUUUUCUUUUGUUCCCAUCUUCCUCCGUCCCCCUUCACUCUCCCUUCUCCAACCAAAUUCUCUAUGUUGCAAAAAGGAAAAAGAAAUAAAAAAUACAUAAAAUUAAAAAAAAAUAAUUAAAAAUAACUGGAGAAUGAAAUAAAAAUAAAGUAAAACCUAGACUGUGUUCAAAGUGCUGAUUUCUAUAGGUGGUUACUUAAUGUAUGUGAUGACCAUAUGGAUUGAAAUAUGUCUGCUUUAUGUACCGACCAGUCAAAAAAAACAAAAACACACACACACACACAGAAUUACAAAGUUCAGUGCCUGGAUGUUUAUGAAUUAUUCGAUGACUGUGUAGAGCAUGAUCAUUUUUAUACGAGGAGAUUUCUAAUAA
This is a messenger RNA of Lagopus leucura (white-tailed ptarmigan), 2801 nucleotides long. RefSeq names its product metabotropic glutamate receptor 4. NCBI's taxonomy places the organism in Eukaryota, Metazoa, Chordata, Aves, Galliformes, Phasianidae. Gene Ontology annotation, molecular function: adenylate cyclase inhibiting G protein-coupled glutamate receptor activity. Gene Ontology annotation, biological process: G protein-coupled glutamate receptor signaling pathway; regulation of synaptic transmission, glutamatergic. Gene Ontology annotation, cellular component: membrane. The record is from RefSeq and is a predicted model, not a curated record. The transcript has 8 exons. Bases 187 to 2001 code for a protein of 604 amino acids.